Thamnophis sirtalis is the source of this 1277-nucleotide messenger RNA. NCBI's taxonomy places the organism in Eukaryota, Metazoa, Chordata, Lepidosauria, Squamata, Natricidae. The record is from RefSeq and is a predicted model, not a curated record.
CCCCUGGAGAAUAGUGGAUGAUUGUGGUGGUGCUUUCACAAUGGGAGCCAUUGGUGGAGGCAUCUUUCAAGCCAUCAAAGGAUUCCGAAAUUCCCCAGUGGGUGUAAAUUACCGGUUGCGGGGUAGUUUGACAGCUAUUAAAACCAGAGCACCACAGUUGGGAGGUAGCUUUGCUAUCUGGGGUGGUCUCUUCUCCAUGAUCGACUGUAGCCUGGUGAAAGCAAGAGGAAAAGAAGAUCCUUGGAAUUCUAUUUCCAGUGGUGCUUUAACAGGGGCCAUUUUAGCUUCAAGAAAUGGACCAAUUGCCAUGGUUGGAUCUGCAGCUAUGGGAGGAAUUCUUCUAGCGUUAAUUGAAGGAGCAGGUAUCCUGUUAACAAGAUUUGCAUCUGCUCAAUUUCCUAAUGGUCCUCAACUUUCCGAAGACCCAUCUCAGUUACAAGCCUCUCCGUUUGGAGACUAUAGGCAGUACCAAUGAUUUCUUCUGUUUCUGUUGAACUUUAAAGUUUUACCUUUAAAAGGAGAAGCAAAAUGCAGCCUCACUUGAAGACUUUUCAUUGGAUGUGUACAUGUAGAUGUUACUGUAUUUUUCACAAUAUUUAAAGGAUUAUGAAUAGAAAUUAUCACUGUAAAAUAAAUAUGAAAUGCCUGCAAACUCCAUAGAUAUUCCUUAUCUUAAGGAUCAAGCAACAUAUGGAUCUGUGGCCUUUUUCAGUAUAAUGCAAAUUAUAUCACUGGGGAUAUAACCACCAUGUAAUAUGAAAACUUACAGAAUGCACUACCAGAAUAUGUGCUGGUAACAGACAUCUGCAGUGAGCUGCGUUGUUUCCUUCCAGAUAAUCAGAAAGAAGUGCAAAGUAAAGAAGAAAUAUUUAAUUUCCUUUUAAUUUUCUUGUAAUGUUAAUAUAAAAUCUCCGUAGUGAGAAUGAAAUAUUAAGGGAGAUCAUAAAAGUUCUUUACUGAAUAUUUAAAAGGAUAUAUUAUGUUGGCAAAAAAUUCAAGGACUAUUUUUGGCAAGAAAUCUGUUUUUUUUUUUCUUGAGCUUUUUUAAUCUUUGGAAAAUAAGUCUUAUAACAGUGGAUGAAAUGUUUGUGAUCAGAUGGUGUAAUUUGCAUGUCUAAAGUUCCUUACCCUAUCUGCACAACAACACGAUUGUCCUUCAUAACAGUCUUAUCUGAAGCUUGUGUGUUUUCAACUUUUGUCUGUUUUAAAUGAAUUUACUAUUUUUUUCCUAAGUAAUUAUACAAAGAAUAUAAAUAUGUUACCUGUUUUAGACUAAA